AUGAAGGCGUGUCAGAUUCAGUCGCAGGGGCUCAUCGUGCUGCUGUGUCUCGUGAACCUGCUCAACUACAUCGACCGGGGCAUCAUCCCUGGCGCUCCACAGAGCUUCCGACGCUUUAUCACGUCGUCGUUAGGCGUGGCUGUGACCGACCAGUCAGUCUACUUGGGACUACUCUCAUCGUCCUUCAUCAUCGGCCACUCAAUUCUAUCGAUCGUCUUCGGGUACUUCGCAUCGACCCAUCGACCAUUUCGGAUCAUUUCGCUUGGAACGAGUAUCUGGAUCGUGGCUAUCAUCAUCUGUGCCAUAUCCGAACAUGUCAACAGCUACGCACUACUCAUCGUCGGUAGAGUGUUGAGUGGCGUCGGAGAGGCUUCAUUCCAGUGUGUAGCGCCGCCGUUCAUCGAUCGCCACGCUCCACCGGCACGUCGAUCGUUCUACGUAGGGAUCUACUUGGCGUCGGUCAUCGUGGGCACCGCCAUUGGAUUCGUGUACGGCUCGCUGUUCGCCGAAUCAUCUUUGACGUGGGCAGGGGCGUUCUACUUUGAAGCCAUUUUGAUGGCAUGUCUGAUCUUCUGCUGCUUGUUCUGCGUCCCUGACGAGCUCAACGUCGUACCGCCCACUGAUGAUGAAGCUGCACUGAGGAAGCCUCUAGUAUCGACCAAUGAAUUCGCUAGUGAAGUAAUGUCGCUCUCAAGGGAAAGUCGUGAUACGGUGGACAAGAAUGCGGCCGAGCUGUCACCUACCGAGUACGCAGACAAGUUAGGCGUAUUAAUAGAGAGGCCGCACAAGGAGAAUUCAGAGUCUUUCUUGCAGACUUGGUGGGAGAUCCUCUCGGACGUCCCGUUCUUGCUGGUGGUGCUGGCCCACGGAGCGUAUACGUUCACUCUAGGCGUGUUCAACGCCUUCGGACCGGACGUGUUUAUUGGUCUGGGACUCUUUUCGGAUGAGACAUCAGCGUCCUUGAUCUUUGGAGGAAUCGUGGCUGUCACGAGCCUCAUUGGCACUCCACUUGGAGGCUUUGUGCUUGAUCGCCAUACCAAACACACUACCGUGCCCGGUAAAAGAUGCUUUGUCGCAGUCGCAUCACUCUUGUUCUACGUAUCCAUCGCGGAGGUCUUCGCGUUGGUCAUGUGCUUCAUCUCGGACAGCAAAGGAGCCUUCCUGACGUGUUUUACUAUUGCUCUCUUCUGUAUGUGCGCACUGUGGGGACCCGAGAUGGUGGCGGUGAUGGAGCUGUUCCCGUCCUCACGUCGAUCGAUGGCCAUUUCAACCAACGCAGUGAUCAUCCACGUCUUUGGAGACGUGCCUGCACCUAUCGUCAUGGGGGUUGUGAGAGACAAAUGGGCUCCAAACUGUGGCACUGUCGAGGAGGACGGCGAUGCCGUACUCAAUAGUGAGGACCAAGACGGACUCAGUGGUGACGUAGGUGCAGCCGCAAGCUGCACUGCCAGGCGCAAGCUGCACUGCCAGGCGCAUGAGUGUCCUUGGGAUGUGUCUUUGCAGACACUGGCAGGUGACGGUGGCUCGUAG
Phytophthora infestans T30-4 is the source of this 1530-nucleotide messenger RNA. Its product is annotated as Major Facilitator Superfamily (MFS). The transcript has 2 exons. NCBI's taxonomy places the organism in Eukaryota, Oomycota, Peronosporomycetes, Peronosporales, Peronosporaceae. Gene Ontology annotation, biological process: transmembrane transport. The coding region runs from base 1 to 1530 and encodes 509 amino acids. Gene Ontology annotation, cellular component: membrane. Gene Ontology annotation, molecular function: transmembrane transporter activity. The record is from RefSeq and is a predicted model, not a curated record.